Lycium ferocissimum is the source of this 1343-nucleotide messenger RNA. Its product is annotated as protein DETOXIFICATION 46, chloroplastic-like. Bases 150 to 1205 code for a protein of 351 amino acids. Lineage: Eukaryota; Viridiplantae; Streptophyta; Magnoliopsida; Solanales; Solanaceae. The record is from RefSeq and is a predicted model, not a curated record. The transcript has 13 exons.
ACUGUCUUUUGUGAUAACACAAGCUAUAUUUUUAUGUUCCUCUCAAUUGCCACUUCGAAUUUAGUUGCUACUUCACUUGCAAGGACAAAGAUCAAGUUCAGCAUCAGAUAUCUAUCUUGCUUUUCCUUGGGUUGGUCUGUGGUGUUCUAAUGUUUUUCAUUACGAGAUUGUUUGGUAUUCGUGCACUAACUUCUUUUACAGGGGCCAAGAAUAUACAAAUCAUAAACUCAGCAAACACUUAUAUCCAGAUUCGAGGCUUGGCAUGGCCAGCUCUGCUGGCUGGUUGGGUAGCCCAAAGUGCAAGUUUAGGCAUGAAAGAUUCAUGGGGACCUUUAAAGGCUUUGGCAGUUGCUACUGUUGUUAAUGGCAUUGGCGACAUAGUCUUGUGCAGAAUUUUCAGUUAUGGUAUUGCUGGAGCGGCAUGGGCAACAAUGGUGUCCCAAGUUGUUGCAGCCUAUAUGAUGAUCCAAGCACUGAAUAAUAAAGGCUAUAAGGGUUUUGCUAUCUCUGUUCCAUCAAUAGAUGAACUUCUGCAGAUAUUCAUGAUUGCUGGCCCUGUGUUUCUAACAAUGAUGUCAAAGGUCGCAUUCUACUCUCUACUGGUCUAUUUUGCUACCUCAAUGGGCACACAGACAGUUGCUGCUCAUCAGGUCAUGGUACAACUGUUCAUGAUAUGUGCAGUAUGGGGUGAGCCUCUCUCUCAAACAGCACAGUCGUUUAUGCCCGAGUUGUUAUAUGGAGUCAACCGAAAUUUGUCAAAGGCCCGAAUGCUGCUGAAGUCCCUAGUGAUUGUUGGAGCAUCAUUCGGAAUGGUACUGGCAUCUCUUGCAGCAUCAAUUCCAUGGUUAUUCCCCAAAAUAUUUUCACCUGAUCCUCAGGUCAUACGUGAGAUGCAUAAAGUGUUGCUGCCAUACUUUCUAGCCCUAUGUGUGACACCCAGCAUUCUUAGUCUUGAGGGAACUCUGUUGGCUGGACGAGACUUGAAAUACAUAAGCUUAUCAAUGAGCUCGAUAUUUGUUUUGGCUUCUCUUCUGCUCAUGUUGCUGAGCAGUAAAGGACUUGGUUUGUCUGUAUGCUGGCUUGCACUUGUUAUAUUCCAAUGGUCUCGAUUUUUCAUGGCGCUACGACGGCUCACCUUGUCGGAUGGCAUACUCUAUUCAGAAGAGUCAACACAUUAUGAGUUACAGAAGUUGAAAGCUGUAUAGGAUUCUAAGUUUCUUACAACAACAAAAAAAAAAAUUACAACAGAGAAAAUGGAGAUGGGAUCCAACUCUUCCAAUGGUAAUGUAUACCACAAAUGUGCUAUUUAUUAAGUGGCAAUAUUAGCAUACUUCUGUCUUUCA